AGUCCGAAAAACGAAAUGAUUUAACGAACCUUAUUUCGUUUUCGGACUGACGAACCUUCGGAACAACGAACUUUAGUUUGUUUUCGGAUUAACGAAUCUUUGGAACAUCGAACCUUCGGAAUAACGCCACAAAUGUUCGGAUUAACGAACCCUUUUACGUUUUCGGAUUAACGAACAUCGAGGAAUAGGCAAUUUGCGUGUUUCGGAAUUACGAACGUUCGGAAUAAAAAAGAACCUUCGGAAUUACGAAGUGUAACCUUAGGAAUAUAGCCCUUCGUCUCAAGGUAAUGCAUCUCACUAGCAAUCUUGAUAAAAGAGCAAAAAUUGGAGAACAAUUUUCAACUAGUGGAACGCCUCUGACAUUCUUGCUUGCAUUACAAAAUGCGCUUUGAAACACCAGUAUAAAGCACCCUACAAAUGUUAUUAUUAUUAUUACAUCAAUGAAAUAGCAGCAGUGAUGACUUUGAAAAUAAGUAGAAUGAAUAAUUUUUCACAAAGAUACCCUUUUGUUGGGGGUAUGUAUGUGAUAGGGCUAAGUGCAUAAGGAAAAAGGAAUAAAUAGGAGCAGUUUGAUCUCAAUCUUAUUCAUAUCACUUUCUGUCUUCACGGUGUUCUCCAAGGAAACAAACGGUAACAAGAUGUCUUUCUGCAAGUCACUCUCAGCCAUUCUUCUUCUAUCUGUGGCUUAUGUUCCAGCCAACUGUGACCCUCAUGCCCUGGGCAUUCAGAGUAGAUCCAUACCAGAUACCAGCCUCACCGCUUCCAGUGAAUGGGACGCUCUCCGAGGCCCAGAGAGGGCUCGUUUACACAGCCAGGCUGAUGGACCGUUUCGUGGGUCUUGGGUUGCUCGAGUAGGCGAUGACAAACAGUGGAUCCAGGUGGAUCUAUUAGACAUAUACCAUAUCACCUCGGUGGCAACACAAGGGCGCACAGAUUAUGCGCAGUGGGUUACAAGCUACAAGGUAGCAUGCAGCACCGAUGGCAUAGUCUUUAAUACCGUACGUGUCAACUAUUCAGGGUACUGCACUUCUGAAAAGAUCUUCACUGGAAAUUCUAAUCAGAACAGUGUAGUGAAGAACGAUCUGCCGGAACCGCAGUAUUGCCGUUAUGUGCGUCUGAUGCCACUCACUUUUCGUGGCCGUGUUAGUCUCCGCUUUGAAGUAUACGGUGAAGGCCCCAUUGCAUCCAAGUGUUAAUUGCCAACAUCGGAGACCAAACAAAAUUGAUCGAUUGAUGGAAUCAGUGAACGGAACAGCAAGAUGGAGGGUUUUAUUCAAUUUUCUUCACUUUAUAUAGUCUUUAAUUUUUUCAUCAUUAUGUAUACAUGUAGGCCUAUACAACAAUAUUUAAUGAAUUUCCUUUGGUUAGAAAGUGUUUUCAAUACACAAGUUAUCUAAACCUUGUUUAUUACAAAAAUGUAUGUACAUCAAUAAGCUAGGUUUUAGGGGAUCUAAUAUUGUUCUUUGAAAGAAGUCCUCAAUGAUGAGUCUGUUCUAUUUUUUAACCUGCAUUGUUAUUUAAUAGUACAUUACUAUACUGUACUUUACUAUAAUCUCCGGAAAAUUUCUACUUGAUAAAUUAAUACCACGUCUGCAAUAACAGUUUCAAGCUACCAAAAUCACUCACUUUUCCAUCAAAAUGUGUAUUUUCUCAAUUCACUCUAUUUAUCCUUAUGUUUUUUUUUUUUUUUUUUUUUUUUUGUUCUUGAUCGUUCUCACGCAGCACAAAUACAUGAAGGACCAUACUACAUGAUUACUUCGGACGUAGGAAUUAUCAUUCAAAUCAUUCUAUCAAAUAGGUUUCAAUAGUUUGUUUACGAGUAUUCCUACUAUACCUGUUUUGCCUAGGCCUUUAUAUUUCUUUCUCUUUGGGAUGAGAUUUUGUACUUUCAUAUUCCUGUCAUAUACAUGUAGGUUUUUAAAAAUACUUAGUAAUGACUGAUAUAAACUCUGGAGAUGUCAUAUUGAAACUCUGUAUAUCAGACUCAGUAACACUUUUGGAAAAGCUAUUUACAAAAGAAGCGCAGUAGGUCUUUCAUCUCUGGAAUUUCAUUUUUUUUUACUUCGUAUUCAUAACAUUUUAUUUCUAACACAAAAAAACAAUAACAUAGUAGCAAAAUGAGUUCUAAAUAUCGUGACUUGUGAUGUAUUUUUCUAUGCGCAUUUACAUGUAUGGACACGACCAGCAGUUAUAACAUUGUAGUCUGUGUUGAGCUAUCAAACAUUUUAUUAGCCGUGGGGUUAUCCUGGAGUAUCUGAUAAAUACCUUUUUUUCUUUGAAUGCUAUAAAUUGUGUUCAAUUUAUUUAUUUUCUUUUAAAAUGUGCCUUGAUAAAUGGUGUAGGAGUGAGAGUAUUAAGAUAUUCCCACUGUGUAUGAUAGAUUUUUGCAAAAAACAUAAAGUGUUUAUGAUCGAAUUCAAGUAUGUGGACCAUGUCCUUAUGCAGAAUAUUUUUCCUGGGGGCGAAAGAUAUGAAAAAAAAAACUUUUGAAUAAAGCGAAGGGGGGCUUUUUCAUUUUCAAAAGUGAAAUUAAAGGAUUUUGUGCACACUUUAUGGUGAACUGUUAAGUCCCAGUUUUUGCCUCUGUAGGACAUGUUAUUAAAAUGUUCUGUAGAAAUUGUAACUGAGAAUCAUUAUUUGGUGCUCACAAAAAAAAUUCUAACAAUGUACAAGUGACCUGGAGCCCAUUUCAUAAAGGACUUACAACUGUUGUAACUUUGCCAUACCAUGGUAACAGCAGCCAAUAAGAAUCAAGGUUUCCAUGGUUGUAAGUCCUUUUAUAAAACGGGCCCCAGAACCCCCAUCCCAAUCGUAAUCCAUGCACAUGUACUAUAAAUUAUUGUCCCCGGAAGAAAAAUGAAAUGACUUUUAUGACUUUUAAGUAACAGAUAUCUUAAACGUGUUUGUACAAAUUGGAGUGCUGACUUCGAAAACAAAUAAGAUGAAUAAUUGUUCAAAAGAAAGAAAACUAUAAUUUAUAUGAAACACUAAAUUCAUUGACCCUAAAUGAACUUUGACCUUAUUAUAUGACCUGAUACACAAUCAAGAUGAUAAGUGAUAAUUUAUUACCAUUAUGUCCAAAUUUCAUGAACUAGGUCUAUACACUUGAUAAGUUAUAAUAGCAUUUCAAAAACCUUAAUUGGUUAAGAUUUCAAUCUGAAUACCCAAAACAUGGUCAAAGCUCAUUGACCCUACAUGACCUUUGACCUUCAUCAUGUGACCUUAUGUCCAAGUUUCAAAUUAUGACAUUUCAAAAACUUAACUUUGGCUGAGAUGUUUUUUACAAAGCCUCUGUCAGAGAGCGGUGCCUUUAGUUUCGCUCUGCUAUGCAGGCGAGACAAAAAUGAUUGAAUUCUGAUGGAUAUUUCACCAAUCUCCUCCAAUAUCAUUAUUUUUUUCUACUUUUAUCAAAAACUAGGGCGGUAUCAGCGGCGUAACAGGGGUCGGUGGCCAGGGGGGGCAAAAGCCAAAAAUUUCCCGGUCAUAUCAUGGUAUGAACAGGCGUAAUGGUGUAAUGAGGCGACUAUUUCGAGAAGGCCAGAAUAUAUCUUUAAAAAAAGUUGCGAGCGAGCAAAAGUUUUCGCCUUUUUAAUACAAAAAUCAAAUUUUGUGAUAGAUUUUGACAUGAUAUCCAGAUAAUAAUAUAUUUCAUUCUUCUCUCUUUAGAUUCCUUUUUUGUCACGGUGGUCUGUACGCCACUGUGAUCAGGAUUCUUUGCGGCAGUAGCGUGAAGAGUAAAAAACAAAACAAAACAAAAAAACAACGAGGGGCGCAGUAUAGCACAUGUGCUAAAAAGCUGCUUUAUAUAUAAGUCCCGAGCGAGCGAAGCGAGCGAGAAAAAAAUCAACUUUUCAUGUGAAUCUAACUUUGAGCUAUUGUUUGACAUUAUUUUCAGUAAUUAAAAUCAUAUCCUUCAA
Molecule: messenger RNA, 3917 nt
Organism: Lytechinus pictus (painted urchin)
Lineage: Eukaryota; Metazoa; Echinodermata; Echinoidea; Temnopleuroida; Toxopneustidae
Product: retinoschisin-like
Exons: 7
Coding region: 639-1196 (185 amino acids)
Source: RefSeq, a predicted model, not a curated record